AACAGGAGCCUGCGAGGGAGACGGGAGAAAGAGAAAAAGAUGAAGCGUGACCGGGAACUGGAAAAAGAACUAAAAAAAGUCAGGACAGACGGCGAGUUUGUCUAAAAAGAACUUUGAAGGACUUUGCUGAAACUAUCCCGGUGGGAGAGAUUGUUGGCCAAACAAUCUCAUUGACAAACAGACCGUUUCCGGACGGAGUUCAACGAGAGCGACGUGGAGGGAUUCACGGAGCGGACAAAUCACCGAGUUCGACCAGAAUACGGUAGACGUUCGUUUUUGUUUGUUCACCGGAGUGAAGAGGACCUUGUCGUUACUGGGACAGCAGACACGUGCAACGAACCAGGCCUGCUACGCUGGGGUGGUAGGGAGGUUUGUAGGCGAGUGACUGUGUGAGGAUCUAUUAGUGACCGAGUCAGCGCUAGGAAGAUGUAUGGUGUGAAAUAGGGCUCAUUGUUGAUGUUAAUUAUUGUCAAACGUAAAAGGAUAUUUUGAGUUAGAGAAACACUGAAAUAUUGUAAAGGAUGUUUAUAUUUUGUUGAAUUCAGAGAUGACCACUGAAAAGGGGGAAAUGUGUUGACUUUAUUUUAUUUGAGAUUGUUUAAAUAAUAAUAAUCUUUUACCUUUUACAAAACAGUUGUGGGCCUGAUAUUAUUAAUACUAUAUCACAACAGAAAAAGGUGAAUUAAAAGAAACCAGUUCAUGUGUUACUACUUUGUACAAAAAUAGAAAAUAACCUUUAGUAUUAGUUUAACUGAUCAUCUGGAAAUGUAUUAAUACAAGCUAGUAAAGGCAUAACAGAGUAAGCUAAACGAACCCAAUAGCUACUUUCAUUUACCUGUUAAGGGUUGAAAGUGCUACAUAAAUGGAGGCACCGCUGGGAUUUUUUUAGAAACUUGUGAUUUUAUUUUGUGUUUAAGGGAGAUAACAGUGAAACUAGUUAAAAUUUGUACAAAACAGUAGUCAUUUUUACAAAGUGAAUACCAUGGACUUUCAGGCAGUGAAGGCAGAACUAGUGACUGAGCUUAGUGAAUGGUGCCAAGGUGAAUCCCUUGACGAAGACCAAGUACUGCUAGCAGUUGUUCCCCAAGGAUGUGAAAUCGAAGAAAUUGAAGCAACCCUGCAAACUGUCAAAGCCUUAGGACGAGUACGAGUUCGUGGCAGAAGAGCCAAUUCAAAAUUGGACAAAUUAACAGUCUUGUGUGAAUUUAAGGAAAAGGUUGAUUCUAUGGCAGUUCCAUUAGAAGUCAUACACCCCAUUUCCCAAGAGGUUUGGCCCAUCAUCAGGGGGUCUGCCCUCCCAGCUCCAGGUUACCAGCCUCAGACCUCCACGAAUGUUCAGGGUGAGACACUGUUAACAAGUGGCUCUGCUGAGUCCAUCAUACGGGCGGUUGGGGAUGUGUUGUCCAGAGCAGAGAAGUCUUCAGGUGAAGGCACUAGCUAUCGUCGUAUGCGGAUAUUCUCUGGCACACUACCAACUCCUGCUGGAGAAGAAACAUUGGAUCAUUGGCUGGAACAGGCUUGGCUGAUGGUUGAGGAGAGUGAGUGUUCUGGAAAAGAAAAACGUAGGCGGAUCAUGGAAAGCCUUCGUGGACCUGCUCUGGCAGUGGUAAAAGCAGUGCGGACCGCUGAGGCUGAUAUUACCCCUUCUAAAUGUUUAGAGGCAAUUGAAAGUGCCUUCGGUACCACUGAGUCAGGUGAAGACCUUUACUUUGAGUUUAGGCUAUUGCGGCAAGAGAAAGUGGAGAAACUGUCAUCAUUCUUGAGGCGCAUAGAGCAGUCUCUGACCAAAGUUGUUAAUAAAGGGGCAUACCUGUCAGUCGUAUGGACACUGCCAGAGUGGAGCAGCUACUUCGAGGAGCCAUAUACUCAGACCUUAUGCUAG
This is a messenger RNA of Etheostoma spectabile (orangethroat darter), 1882 nucleotides long. Its product is annotated as paraneoplastic antigen Ma1 homolog. The record is from RefSeq and is a predicted model, not a curated record. The coding region runs from base 983 to 1882 and encodes 299 amino acids. Lineage: Eukaryota; Metazoa; Chordata; Actinopteri; Perciformes; Percidae. The transcript has a single exon.